AGUGGUGUCUUCUUAGUUUCUACACUCCCUAUACUAACUCCCUUUAGGGCCUCAUCGUCACUAAAUCAAAUGAACAUUUUAACAUUAACAUUCACUGACUGAUGUUCUCAUAUGUGAGCUUUGGCGCGCGCCGGAAUGCACGCACUAGGUUCCCCACAGCGCGCGUGGUGCGCAUCAACCAGCAGACGGCCGGGAGCAGACAGGCGGAGUGGUGCGUACUCCUCCUCUCUGAGCUCACAACCCGGAGGAGACAGGCGGAGUGGUGCAUCCUCCUCAUCCUCCUCCUCUGAGCACACACACCGGUGAGGCUCGGAUGCAUGCGUAACACCCAGACACCGAGUUUGGAGCACGGUGAGACAACGGACGGCGCCAUGGCUUGCUAUAACACUUUUCUGUUGAAGACGGACAAUGUGGAGAAGAAGAUCAUCAUGUGGGGUUUCCCGAGGACACGGUACACUAACUGCAACGGAUCGUCCGGGGCAAGCGAGCAGACCGAGGUUGUGGUUAACAUAGGGGGAGUUAAACAGGUGUUGUACGGGGAUGUGCUGACCCGCUUCCCGGAGACCCGUCUGGCAGGGAUCGUGGAGAGUUCCUCUGCGGGUUCUGAGGACCUCUCCUCACUGUGUGACGACUACGACCCGGACUCCAGGGAGUUAUACUUCGACCGAGACCCCGAUGCGUUCAAGUGCAUCAUGGAGCUAUAUUACUACGGGGAGAUCCACAUGAAGCGAGGCAUCUGCCCCAUCUGCUUCAUGAAGGAGAUGGAGUUCUGGAAGAUAGACCCCGACUAUCUGGAUGAGUGCUGCAAGAGCAACCUGAGCGACGUGGAGAACGAGCUGGCGGAGAUCGCGGAGAAAGUGAAAACCAUCCUGGUGGACCGAGAUGGGGACCCGUCGGGCACCGGCUGGCAGCGCAUACAGACCAUCCUGUGGAGGCUCAUGGAAAAGCCCGAGUCCUCGCUCCCCGCGCGCACCAUAGCCAUCGCGUCCUUCUUCUUCAUCCUGGUCUCCUCCGUUGUCAUGUGCGUGGGCACCCUGCCCGACGUGCAGAUAGAGAACGCGGAGGGGAACCUCACGGAGCACCCCACGCUGGAGCUGAUCGAGACCCUGUGCAUCGGCUGGUUCACCGUGGAGUACGUACUGCGUCUGAUCUCCUCCCCCAACAAAGUCAAGUUCGUCCUGUCGUUCAUGAACAUCAUCGACUUCAUGGCCAUCAUGCCGUUCUUCGUAGUGUGGACUUUAACAUCUCUCGGCACAGCCAUGAUGGAGCUGGCCAACGUGCAACAGGCGGUGCAGGCUUUGCGCAUCAUGCGCAUUGCGCGGAUCUUCAAGCUGGCGCGCCACUCGUCGGGCCUGCAGACCCUCACGUCGGCGCUGAAGAGCAGCUUCAAGGAGCUGGGCCUACUGCUGAUGUACAUGGGCGUGGGGGUGUUCCUGUUCUCCGCGCUGGGCUACACCAUGGAGCAAAGUCACCCGGACACCUUGUUCACUAGCAUCCCUCAGUCCUUCUGGUGGGCCGUCAUCACCAUGACGACGGUGGGCUACGGUGACGUGUACCCCAAGACCACCCUGGGUCGGUGCAACGCGGCGGUCAGCUUCCUUUGCGGGGUCAUCGCCAUAGCGCUGCCAAUCCACCCCAUCAUCAACAACUUCGUUAUCUUCUACAACAAGCAACAGGUGCUUGAGACCGCGGCUAAGCACGAGCUGGAGCUGAUGGCGCUGCGCACCAGCGACGACCACCUGAUGGCGGGGUCGCGGUGCUCUCAGGGGUCCGCCGCGGGGUCGGAGAUCUGGGACAGGCCUUUGACUUCUGCUCACAGCGAGGCCCACGCGCCCUUAGGUAAAACAGCAUGCGCAAAGGGAGGGAUGGAGUCUGCGGAAUGAACAUGAGUUUGAACCCGUGGCACAGAGGAAACUAAAAACACAUAUCGGAUUAACCAAGGACUUCACCCGUGUUGCUGUUUAUGCCUGAGUACAUAACGCAUCGGCGGCCUAGAGUUUGUGUGUGUGCAGUCCUGCAGUAUUCGCUUGUCUUGCUUGUAUAGCCGAUUGAAUGAAAAGGAUCAACUAGGAAAGGUGGCGGGUCGGCACUUUAAAUUGAGGUCGCGCCUAUCAAUGACAUGUUCAAAGAGACAGAUUGACUAAAUGAAUAGCAGGUUUUUUGCGCACAAACUCAAGUAGGCCGUGGAGAUGAGACUGGUGGAGCGCGUGCGCUUGCCGCAAUCUGUAUUGCGGUGAUCCGCCGUCCGCGCUUAUAUAACCGACCCGUCCACAUAACCAAACUGUAACGCAUAAAUCAUACGUCUCUGGAGGAGUGGAGGGUAUGUGUUUGCGUGUGUUCGUGUGCGCGGUUGUGUGUGUGUGUGUGUGUGUGUGUGUGUGUGUGUGUGUGUGUGUGUGUGUGUGUGUGUGUGUGUGUGUGUGUGUGUGUGUGCGCGUGUGUGCGUGUGAUAUUUUAUUGCAUUGCUUUUUUUUCACGUCAGUCAUUCGUUCAGAUUAGUAAAUAAAAGCGUCAUGGCACAUUCCUUAUGGGCAAAUGAUGUUAUAUCCUAUGGUAACAUUUGUAACAGACCAUAUCAAAUGACCCCUGGCCCCUGCUUGACCGGGGUGGAAUGGAAAACUGUCCCACCAUAGUCACACACAGCCUGCAUCACUAUUGGAGAAAGUAUUACUACUUUGUCUGGGGGGGAAAUAUUAUUCAGUGUUGCAGAAAAAUGUGCCAGGAUGGGCUUCCAUUUUGCAUCUUCUAUUUUCAAGCAGCUUGCAGAUCUCUCUCUCUCUCUCUUCUCUCUCUCUCUCUCUCUCUCUCUCUCUCUCUCUC
Molecule: messenger RNA, 2820 nt
Organism: Gadus morhua (Atlantic cod)
Lineage: Eukaryota; Metazoa; Chordata; Actinopteri; Gadiformes; Gadidae
Product: potassium voltage-gated channel subfamily F member 1
Exons: 1
Coding region: 318-1883 (521 amino acids)
Biological process (GO): action potential; protein homooligomerization; potassium ion transmembrane transport
Cellular component (GO): membrane; voltage-gated potassium channel complex
Molecular function (GO): voltage-gated potassium channel activity
Source: RefSeq, a predicted model, not a curated record